AUGUCUUUUUUCUUUCUUUCUUUCUUUCUUUCUUUCUUUCUUUCUUUCUUUCUUUCUUUCUUUCUACAAGAUCUGUCUCAUUUUCUUUCUUUCUUUCUUUCUUUCUUUCUUUCUUUCUUUUUUUCUUUCCCUUUUCUGAUUGAACCUUUCUACCCAUUUCUUUCUUUCUUUCUCUUUUCUGAUCUGAUCUUUCUUUUCUCUAUAUCUUUCUUUUACUCUUUUGGUAAUUUCUUUCUUUCUAUUUUCUGUUUUGUUUUUUUUUUUCUCCACUUCUUUUUAUACACUUUGGGUAAUUUCUUUCUUUCUUUCUUUUUUCUUUCUUUCUAUUUUCUGAUUUGUUUUUUUUUUUCUCCACUUUUUUCUUUCUUUCUUUCUUUUUUCUUUGUUUGUUUCUUUUUUCUUUCUUUCUUUUUUUUUCUUUCUUUCUUUCUUUCUUUCUAUUUUCUGAUUUGUUUUUUUUUCUCCACUUUUUUCUUUCUUUCUUUCUUUUUUAUUUCUUUCUUUCUUUCUAUUUUCUGUUUUUUUUUCUCCACUUUUUUCUUUCUUUCUUUCUUUUUUAUUUGUUUCUUUCUUUUUUCUUUGUUUGUUUCUUUUUUCUUUCUUUCUUUCUUUUUUUCUUUCUUUCUUUCUUUCUUUCUAUUUUCUGAUUUUUGCUUUCUUUCUUUCUUUCUUUCUUUCUUUCUUUCUUUCUUUUUUAUCUGCUCUUACUUUCUUCUAUUCUUCCAUUCUUCAUUUUCUUUCUUCUUACCUUUUUUCUUUCUUUAA
Molecule: messenger RNA, 765 nt
Organism: Acanthosepion pharaonis
Lineage: Eukaryota; Metazoa; Mollusca; Cephalopoda; Sepiida; Sepiidae
Source: the annotation of a GenBank genome assembly